Molecule: messenger RNA, 2392 nt
Organism: Strigops habroptila (Kakapo)
Lineage: Eukaryota; Metazoa; Chordata; Aves; Psittaciformes; Psittacidae
Gene: SAG
Product: S-antigen visual arrestin
Exons: 15
Coding region: 1066-2226 (386 amino acids)
Biological process (GO): signal transduction; G protein-coupled receptor internalization
Cellular component (GO): photoreceptor inner segment; photoreceptor outer segment
Molecular function (GO): G protein-coupled receptor binding
Source: RefSeq, a predicted model, not a curated record
UACAUUCAGGCAAAUGUUGGUAAUUUACUGCAAGAAAAGCAAACUUGAUUUGAGACUGCAGGACUGCCUGAGAUGGAGGGUGCUGUUCAAGCUGGCAAGUGGAGAGGAUAUCAUGUGAUCCCUCUAAUCAAAGUAGCAGAUGCAGCCCAGAGGAAAGCUACAGCUGUUUGUGCAGCUUGCAAGCCAAAAAUUACACAUACUGUUGUGCAUAAUACCAAGACCACAUUCAAGGAGGAGGGGGAAGCUGUUCUUGGACAUUCAUCAACAGAAAAGCUAAAUUGACUGAAAUCUCUGUUCAUGUGUCUUAGAUCUUGGGUGUUCUGCCUCACUCUAUAAGCCAAUUAAGGAGGGGAGGUGCACUAGCUAGCAACAUACUGUUUGGCAUCAGUAUGCCAGUGAGAUGUUGGUGGAGCCAAUAAUAAACAGCUUAGCCGUUAUGAGAAUAACACAUUGUUCUCAAUGUUUGGUAGUCCUUCAUAAUGGCAUCUAUUUAUAGAGACUUCGUUUGGUGUUUUAUGAACUCCCUUUUUUUCAUAAAUGGCUCUUGUCUGUUCAGCUUAUCAGGGUGGAUGCAACCCUAGGAAGGAGAAGAUAGAGAAAGAGCUUUAGAAUAAAGCUGCUUUCAGUAACCAUCCUGUCCUAUGUAAGUCUGUAGUCUUUAGAAGCAUGUGAGUAUGACAUUGGAGACCUCUUCGUUAACGAUCUGAGCUUCCUUAGGUAAUGCUUCAUGUUGCUGACUUAACCACUUUCUAGUUGAAUCUUAGCCCAGGUACAAUAUUUGCUUUUGGUGGGGGAUUAAUUCUUGAAAUCCUGGAUGGGACGCAACAAGGGAUGUGCUUUCAAAUCCCCUACAAAUUGUCUUCCUUGUUUGAGAAGAGGUUAGUGAUUCCCUCUGGUAGAUGUGAAGAAGAAUAGGACACAGCUGCGUGGAAAAUCCAUCUUUCUUCAGUGGUUAGGAGUUCACGUCUUUGUCCUGUCGCAGCUCCUGUGGCAUUUGGAACACAGCAAGGACAUUUUGGGGCAGAAAGUCUUCAUUCACCCCCAGUCACAUACCCAUCUUUGACCAUGAGCUGCCCCGAGUCUCAAAAGACAAGUGGGAAGAAUGCUGGUUCUCAAAAACAAGUUAUCUUCAAAAAAAGCACCCGUGACAAAGCUCUGACCAUCUAUGUGGGAAAGCGGGACUUCAUUGACAACAUAGGGAGUGUGGAACCUGUAGAUGGUGUUGUGCUGGUGGAUCCUACACUUAUCAAGGAGAAAAAAGUGUAUGUAUCCCUGACCUGUGCUUUCCGGUAUGGCCAGGAAGACAUUGAUGUGAUUGGCCUCACCUUCCGACGGGAUCUGUACUUCUCUAGGGUCCAAGUGUACCCACCUGCUGACAAGCCAGAGACUCUCUCCCACUUGCAGGAAUCUCUGCUAAAGAAGCUGGGGAAAAAUGCUUAUCCCUUUUUCUUUACGUUUCCAGAUUACCUGCCUUGUUCAGUCUGUCUGCAGCCUGCACCUCAUGAUAUUGAUAAGACCUGUGGGGUGGACUUUGAGGUGAAAGCCUUCUCAACAGAGAAUCUGGAAGAGAGAAUUCAUAAGAGGAACUCUGCACGUCUGCUGAUCCGUAAGGUGCAAUAUGCUCCAGAAAAGCCAGGACCCCAACCUUGUGCGGAGAGCACCUGGCAGUUCUUCAUGUCCAACAAGCCAUUACACUUGAAAGCUUGCCUCAGUAAAGAGGUGUACUACCAUGGUGAGCCCAUUCCAGUCACUGUCACCAUCAAUAACAGCACAGAGAAAACAGUGAAGAAGAUCAAAGUCCAGGUGGAGCAGGUUGCCAAUGUGGUUUUGUACUCCAGUGACUUCUAUACAAAAGUGGUAGCUGCUGAGGAAGCACACGAAAAAGUGCAGCCAAACAGCAGUCUGACCAAGACACUGACACUUCUGCCACUGCUAGCAAAUAACCGGGAGACAAGGGAAAUAGCUCUGGAUGGAAAGCUAAAAGAUGAGGACACCAACUUGGCUUCUAGUACUAUUAUUAAGGAUGGAAUAGACAAGACAGUGAUGGGGAUUCUGGUUUCCUACAAGGUCAAAGUGAAGCUCACUGUUCCAGGCAUGCUGGGAGACCUCACCUCCAGUGAAGUGGGUACAGAGCUGCCAUUUCGUCUCAUGCACCCCAAACCUGAUGAAAAGAACCCAGCAGUGAAGCAGAGCUGGUAUUUGAGGAGUUUGCUCGCCAAGACAUAAAAGAUACGGCUGAUGAUGAAGACAAGAAUAUGCCCUCAGCUGAUGAGUGACUAAAAGAACAAGCUGCCAGAGGAGCCAUGUAGUCUGGCAUCAAUUAGAAAUUUUAGGACCUAGGUUUCUAGUAAACUGCAUGUUCUCAGUGCUCGCAGGGUCUUCCAGGGAUCAG